AAUGGACACGCAUCGAUCAAUAAGAAAAAGUGAAUCUGGCAUCAAUUCCGACAUUUCAGGCCAGCCAUACUGCGUCUCGGUGUUAAAAGAAGGCUACUGCACAGCUGAACCAGACGGAGCGUUUAGAGCUGAUGGUACCAUUUCUUUAAUUACCGGACCACAAACUAUCCUAGUGGACACCGGGGGGCCGUGGGACCGAGACUUUCUCGUCGCAAAACUUAAAGAGAAGGGUCUGACAACAGAUAAUGUUGCUACAGUAGUCGGAACCCACGGUCACUCGGACCACGUGGGAAACUUGGGCUUGUUUCCAAACGCCAAAAUAAUCGUAGGAUGUGACAUAAGCGUGGGGGAUAGAUAUCUGCCAAACCAGCUGGCUGAGGGACAGCCGUACCCUAUUGACGAUUAUGUAUCCGUCAUUCCCACGCCUGGCCACAUGGGUAGAGAUGUCAGUGUCCUGGUGAAGGGGACAUCGGAGGGGACGGUCCUUGUUGCUGGAGACUUGUUUGAACGUUGCCAUGAUGAAGAUUCAUGGAAGGAGCUGAGCGAGAAUCCUCAAACACAGGAGAUCAACCGACAGAUGGCGCUGCAGCUGGCCGAUGUGAUCGUUCCCGGACACGGGCCAUUGUUCAGAGUGCACAGGGAAUGAUGACAUUGACGUAAUCCUGGAGUUAGAGAGCAAUUAUGAAACCUUGACCACAAAGAACACAAUUUAUAACACCAGUGUGACGCAGGGGUUUAAAAUGGGACCUUGGAACAGACUCAAACCAAUGUUCACCUACUGUAGGUGUGAAAUGAGGUUCUUUAUCAAUGUUUAUCAUGGCUUUAUACUUCAAAUUUAGAUUUUUAAUUUGCCCGUAUUGACUGCUCAAGGCAGUGACACACUUUCUCGAGUUAUUUUUAGGCUUUAUCUUGUUUUUAGAUCAUGUGACAAAAGGCUGUGGAAGAUUAAAUUGAGGUCAGAUGUUGUAACUCAAAUGAUGUUAAGGAUGAGACUCUGAGAAAAAAAUAUAUAUAUGGAAGGACAUUUUAUGUGUGUCAGCUUAAUUCUUUGUAUAGGGUUAAUACAAAAUGUAAAAUCAUUGCUUUGUACUAAAGCUGUUUGCUGUAGCCUGUCAAAAUAUAUGCUUUGUGAUUAUUUUAUGUCAAUAUAAAUAUGAAUUACAGCAUUUUACUAUGUUUGCAUGUGUUUUUGUUCUCAUCCUCAGCCCAAUCCUUCUUUAGGACCUGCAGCAUCAUCUUAAGAAAUGAAUUCUUAUUCAUGUAGUAUUUAAGCACUGUAUAUUUACUGUACUUGAGUGCUUUCAAAAAUAAUGGAUGUAAAUUGCUUUUAAAUGCUAUAGAAAGUAGUGACUCGCUGAGCUAUUGUACAACAUUUUACAAUUUUGUGUGACGACAUGCUUUAAGUUCAGGUAAAGUUCAUUAAUAUCAAAAAUUAUUCACAGUGGUUAACCAAAGAAAAUGCAUUCAGUGAAGUCAUUAUUGCUGGCUUAUGUUGAUGAGGUAAUUG
Onychostoma macrolepis is the source of this 1507-nucleotide messenger RNA. It is a transcript of the gene mblac1, whose product is annotated as metallo-beta-lactamase domain containing 1. The record is from RefSeq and is a predicted model, not a curated record. Bases 2 to 646 code for a protein of 214 amino acids. NCBI's taxonomy places the organism in Eukaryota, Metazoa, Chordata, Actinopteri, Cypriniformes, Cyprinidae. The transcript has 2 exons.